AUGGACAGGCCAAUCACUGCUGGCCAACUUAAAGACAAAUCACUCUUCCAGGACAGCGAUGGCAGCGCAGUUCCUGCCAAGAGUGUGUGCCAUAUUUGUUCAAAGCUAAAGAUAUUUCUUGGAGCUCUAUCUUUUUCCUUUUUUGCCAAAGGAUUUUCUGGAAGCUACAUGAAGAGCAUGUCCAGUCAAAUUGAAAGAAGAUUUGAAAUCUCAUCCUCAAUUGUUGGCAUAAUUGAUGGCAGCUUUGAGAUAGGUAACUUAAUGGUAAUGGUGUUGGUGAGCUACCUUGGACCAAGAGUUCAUCGACCAAAAGUAAUUGCUGUUGGAUGUCUCAUCAUGUCCUUAGGAGCAUUUUUGUCAGUGAUGCCUCAGUUCCUAAUGGGACGUUAUAAUUAUGAAAGAAUAACUGUUACUGUGGACAACUCUACGAGUGUAUCAGCUUGCUCCCCAGCGUUGUCUGGGAGCCAUCCAGUCACAGAUGCUACAGAAACACCCAGCGCAAUGAAAAAUUUCGGAUGUGAGAAAACAACGAAUUCCUAUCUGUGGCUCUUUGUGUUGAUGGGGAACCUUUUACGUGGAAUUGGGGAAGCACCAGUUAUGCCACUGGGAGUUUCAUAUAUUGAUGAUUUUUCUAAAGAAGAAAACUCAGCAUUUUACAUAGGCCUGGUGAGAUCCUCGGGCAUGUUUGGGCCAACCCUGGGCUUCCUGCUUGGAUCUUUCUGUGCCAGCCUCUGGGUUGACGUCGGCGUUGUGGAUAUGGAUGCUAUCAGCAUAAAUCCCAAGGAUACCCGUUGGGUUGGUGCCUGGUGGCUUGGAUUGCUUAUCUGUGGAGCAGUCAACUUCAUUGCUUCAUUGCCUUUCUGGUUUUUGCCUUACUCCUUACCAAAAGAAGGAGAGAAUGAAAACCUGAAGAUUAGUCAUUUGCCUGUUCAAGGAGAUCACUGUAAAAUAGACCCCCCAGCUCAGCCACAGUUAAAGUUUUCAGAGGCAGUAAAAGAUUUCUUCCCAGCUCUGAAGAAGCUGUUUGGAAAUCCAAUUUUCCUGGUGUACAUCUUCCUCACUAUUCUGCAGUACAAUUCCCUUGUUGGGUUAAUAACCUAUGAGACGAAGUUUAUGGAGCAGCAAUUUAAUGUAUCAGUGGCAAGGGCCAUCUUUCUAAUUGGUGUGAUACUUUUACCCAUCACAAUCCUGGGGAUGUUUCUAGGAGGAUUUCUGAUCAAGAAAUUCAAACUUCACAUAACUGAAAUGGCAAAGUUUGCGUGCAUCACCUUUAUAGUAGCAUAUUUGUUAAACCUCUUGUACUUUAUGUGUAGUUGUGAGGUGCUCCAGGUGGCUGGACUGACAGCACCCUACUCUGGACUAAAGCAUCUUUCCUCCCCCAAAACCAGCUUCAUGGCCAGUUGCAAUAUUGACUGCAGCUGCAAGCUGGAUCAGUGGGACCCUGUAUGUGGGGAUAAUGGGAUCACUUACAUGACAGCCUGCUUUGCAGGAUGUAAAUCAUCGACUGGGAUAGGAAAGAAUAUGGUGUUCCACAAUUGCAGCUGUGUGGAAGGACGAGGGCACGGGCUUGGCAAUUCCUCUGCAGUUUUGGGACAAUGCCAAAGAGAAAGCUGUACCAAAGCAUUUCCCUAUUUUUUAGCAUUACAGACUGCAUGUGCAUUUAUUUUAGCCUUAGGAGGCACUCCUACAUACAUGAUUAUGUUUAGAUCUGUUUCACCAGACCUGAAAUCUUUUGCUGUUGGGAUUGAAACUUUAGGUGGUAGAGUACUAGGAGGACUCCCAGCCCCUAUUUAUUUUGGUGCCUUGAUAGAUAAAACCUGCUUGAAAUGGGGGACAAAAAACUGUGGGGGAUCUGGAUCUUGCCGGGUAUACGACACGAAAGCAUUCAGAAAUGUCUAUCUUGGCCUCAUUGCAGGACUACGGGCAGGAUGCUGUCUCUUAUACAUAGUGCUCUCUGUUUUAAUAAUGAAACGCUUCAAACCAGAUGGCAAAGAGAUGACAGAUAUUAAAAAUACAGAAAGAUCAACCAGCAAAGAACCAGAUACUGCCAACAGAAAAGAAAUUCUUCCUGGUGCAAGAACCUCAGAGGAGAGUGAGGAAACUUGUAUGUAA
Messenger RNA from Haliaeetus leucocephalus (bald eagle), 2112 nucleotides. RefSeq names its product solute carrier organic anion transporter family member 1C1-like. Gene Ontology annotation, cellular component: membrane. The transcript is spliced from 14 exons. Gene Ontology annotation, biological process: transmembrane transport; sodium-independent organic anion transport; bile acid and bile salt transport. Gene Ontology annotation, molecular function: protein binding; bile acid transmembrane transporter activity. Lineage: Eukaryota; Metazoa; Chordata; Aves; Accipitriformes; Accipitridae. The coding region runs from base 1 to 2112 and encodes 703 amino acids. The record is from RefSeq and is a predicted model, not a curated record.